Messenger RNA from Nerophis lumbriciformis (worm pipefish), 1710 nucleotides. NCBI's taxonomy places the organism in Eukaryota, Metazoa, Chordata, Actinopteri, Syngnathiformes, Syngnathidae. The record is from RefSeq and is a predicted model, not a curated record.
GUCCGUGUUACCACCAUGGAUGCAGAGCUGGAGUUUGCCAUCCAGCCUAGCACGACGGGCAAGCAGCUCUUUGACCAGGUGGUGAAGACCGUGGGUCUGCGGGAGGUGUGGUUCUUUGGUCUGCAGUAUAUUGACAGCAAAGGCUACAUUACGUGGCUCAAGCUCAACAAAAAGGUGACUCAGCAGGAUGUGAAAAAGGAGAACCCCCUGCAGUUCAAGUUCAGGGCAAAGUUCUUUCCAGAGGACGUCUCGGAGGAACUCAUCCAGGAGAUCACGCAGAGGCUCUUCUUCCUACAGGUAAAGGAAGCCAUCUUGAAUGAUGAGAAUUACUGCCCCCCUGAGACCGCCGUGCUGUUGGCCUCCUAUGCCGUUCAGACCAAGUUUGGCGACCACAACCAGGAUGUGCACAAAACCGGCUACCUGGCCGCUGACCGCCUGCUGCCACAGAGGGUUCUGGAGCAACACAAGUUGACAAAGGAGCAGUGGGAAGACCGGAUACAAACAUGGCAUGAGGAACACAGGAGCAUGCUCAGGGAGGACGCCAUGUUGGAGUACCUGAAGAUCGCUCAGGACUUGGAGAUGUACGGCGUCAACUACUUUGAGAUCAAGAACAAAAAGGGCACCGAGCUGUGGCUGGGCGUCGAUGCCCUCGGGCUCAACAUCUAUGAGCAUGAAGACAAGUUGUCACCAAAGAUAGGCUUCCCAUGGAGUGAGAUCCGAAACAUCUCCUUCAACGACAAGAAGUUUGUCAUCAAGCCCAUCGACAAGAAAGCACCGGACUUUGUGUUCUAUGCGCCGCGCCUGCGCAUCAACAAGCGCAUCCUGGCACUCUGCAUGGGCAACCAUGAGCUGUACAUGCGGCGCCGGAAGCCUGACACCAUUGAGGUGCAGCAGAUGAAGGCGCAGGCCCGUGAGGAAAAACAUCACAAGCAGAUGGAGAGAGCGCAGUUGGAAUCAGAAAAGAAGAAACGCGAGCUGGCCGAAAAGGAGAAGCAACGCAUGGAGCGCGAAAAGGACGAGCUGAUGGAGCGUUUGCGCAACAUCGAGGAGCAGACGCAGCGGGCGCAGAAAGAGUUGGAGGAGCAGACGCGCAAGGCUGUGGAGCUGGAGCAGGAGAGGAUGCGGGCCAAGGAAGAGGCGCAACGUCUAGACAAGGAGCGGCAGGCCGCCGAGCAGGCCAAAGCCGCGCUCGCCCAGCAGGCCGCCGACCAGAUGAAGACGCAGGAACAGCUGGCUGCCGAAUUAGCCGAGUUCACCGCCAAAAUCUCUCUCCUGGAAGAGGCCAAGAGGAAAAAAGAGGAAGACGCCAAUGAAUGGCAGCACAAAGCCCUGUCGGCGCAGGAAGACCUGGAGAGGACGCGAGAGGAGCUGCGGGCAGCUAUGAUGUCGCCGGCCGCUGCGUCACCUCUCGAGCAGGACGAGCACGAUGAGAGCAACGGGGAGGCCAGCGCGGAGCUGCUCAGCGAUGGUGUCAGCAGCCAGCGUAGCGAAGAGAACCGGCUCACGGAGGCGCACAAGAACCAGCGUGUCAAGAAGCAGCUGCAGGCUCUAAGCUCGGAGCUAGCGGAGGCCCGCGACGACAGCAAGAACACGGCCAACGACGUCCUGCACGCCGAGAACGUGCGAGCGGGCCGCGACAAGUACAAAACACUGCGCCAGAUCCGGCAGGGCAACACCAAGCAACGCGUCGACGAGUUCGAAUCCAUGUGA